UUCCGAUAAUCCGUGCCGCUCGAGCAACCGUAGUAGAGUGCGGGUGUUGCGAAACAGACGGGAAGUGUACUUCUUUUAGUGGAAACAAAACAAAAGUAGUGUUGUAAUAUUACGAAAUAUCCGCACAAAAUGAUACGUGCCACAAACAGGCUCGCUGGCUCGCUGUACCGCGAGGUGUGCGCGACAACGGCGACAGGUUGUUCAGCAGUACAGCUUUUGCAUUCGAAAUCCCAGCUCCUCCGUACCGGCUUCGCUCAUCCGUAUGUACGCGAAAAUCCACAAUGCACGAGUCGUACGAUGCAAACACGCCCGAAUUCGACCAUUUCGACAAACGUUCACGACGCCGACGAAUCCAAGGAUGGGUUCCUGAAGCGGUUCGUCAAGAAAAUGGGCUGGAUUGAUAACUCGUCCACGAGGUUGCGUGUGUCCAGCUGUUUGCUGUACGAAUCCGUAGUGGAUCACAUAAACUAUGCGGAGUUUUUCAACUACUUUAACAUGCCGGACACAUUCAAUACCUGGUUCCUGAUCACGGAACUGCACGUGUGGAUGCUGCUGGUACGCUCGAUGGCGGAAGGAGCUGAGAAGGGUGCCGCCGGUCGAUUUAUGCGCAACUGUAUCGUGGAAACCAUGUGGAACGAUGUGACCACCCGCGCCAAGCAGCUCACCAUGGACAAUCCAUCGGUGGUGCGUCCACAGAUACAGCAGCUUUCGGAGCAGUUUCAGGCUGCGCUAAUAUCGUACGACGAAGGUAUUAGCUACGACGAUAAGGCACUAGCGGCCGCACUUUGGCGUCGGUUUUUGGGCGGCCGUUGUGAUGAUUACGAAAAGCUCGAGCAUCUGGUCGGAUAUGUACGCAGACAGGUUUCAAUGCUCGAUCAGUUAAGUCGAUACGAUUUCGCGAUCAAGCCGACGAUCAAAUGGGCUCCGCUUGUUGAAGCAAAGCAGCCAACGUAACCGCAACGCGACUGAAGCUCGGCACAGAAAGCUACCACUACUGCCUGUUGAAUGAUCCGGAUUGCUGCGUGCUGCGACUGUGUGUGUAGUUAUAUGCAAAGGUAUGUGUAUUAUUUAUUAUCAAAAUAAUAUAUGUAUUGGCCAACAAGAUAAGCACCUCGAUGAUGGCCUGUACAUAUGGGGGAAAAUUGAAAAGUUUUUCUAUUUUGUUGUGAUACGUGCUCUGCUUACGUUUGCAUGGAUUAUAGAAGCAAACCUCUGAUUUCUUACUUCCAUUCUCAAGCUAGUUUUGUUUUUUCGAAAACAAUUUGAGUUAAAAUAAAAAGAACAACAGCAAAGAGACAAUUAGCUUUUUUACAUUA
Anopheles stephensi (Asian malaria mosquito) is the source of this 1316-nucleotide messenger RNA. RefSeq names its product ubiquinol-cytochrome-c reductase complex assembly factor 1 (gene Uqcc1). NCBI's taxonomy places the organism in Eukaryota, Metazoa, Arthropoda, Insecta, Diptera, Culicidae. Gene Ontology annotation, cellular component: mitochondrion. The coding region runs from base 130 to 954 and encodes 274 amino acids. The transcript has 3 exons. Gene Ontology annotation, biological process: mitochondrial respiratory chain complex III assembly. The record is from RefSeq and is a predicted model, not a curated record.